This is a messenger RNA of Aureobasidium uvarum, 1080 nucleotides long. The record is from the annotation of a GenBank genome assembly. NCBI's taxonomy places the organism in Eukaryota, Fungi, Ascomycota, Dothideomycetes, Dothideales, Saccotheciaceae.
AUGAGUCAGGAUCGUUCAAACCUUGGGUACUAUAGCACCUACAAUGGUGGCAUGAUCUACAACAACCCCAUGGACAACGACGAUCCACAGAGUGGACAAGUUGUAUAUACACAAGCUUGGUCUCGGAUACCUACCGGUGCGACAGUUCCUCUUGCUGGAGCACGGUGGUCUGGACAAUACCACCGUCGUCACGAGGGAUGGUACGAGCCCGACAUGCUUUCCUCGAGCGAUAUGACCUCGGAGACAAGCGGCUUCGACGAUAGCGCUACGCCAAGUCUACAUAGAUCAGACUCUGGCGACUUUUCUGAAGUUUGGGACCAAGAGCCUCCCUCGAUACCUUUCUCGCCCUUCCAGCCCCCUGCGUCCAGCGGAUUACUCAACAAUAUUGGAAGUGUCUUCAUGCCUCUUCAGCUCCCCGCAUGUGCCACCAGCAACUCAGACGAAACUGUGCAGCAGUUUGAGACACGCCUCUUCUGUGAAGCUUGCCGCGAUAGUAAGGACUACUCACGCGGAUUCCGUGGAGAGCAUGAGCUCGCCCGUCACUACGCACAGAAGCACACCAAGCAUAAGAAGGUGUGGAAGUGUUUUGACCUGAGCCCGGAUCGCUUGAUGCGCAACUGUGAGAGAUGCAAGACUGGCCAUCAGUACGGCACUAGUUAUGGUGGUGCCGAGCACUUCAGAAGGAAGCAUACGGGGAUCUUCGGCAAAGACAUGAUGGAGUUGCUGCGAGGCAAGAACCAACGUUGGGCUUUGAGCAGCAAUCGUCUGAUCGAAGAGGGAUGGCUUCGUCAAGUGUUUGUUCCAGGCGAUGGUGAGCCAUCAACUCAGCAGGAGGAGCAGGUCAUGACUGCCAUUCAUGCGCCGAUGCCUUUUGCUGAAAGCUCGCAGGAGGUGAUGCCGAAUGGCGGAAUGCAGAGGACGCAUCUGCAGCAGCCCUUCAAUCAGCAGCAUGUGCCGAUGCAGGAUGCCAAUCUGGCUUGGACCCAACACCAAUGUACGAUCCAGCCUUAUCACCAGCUGCAUCAUGGUCAGCAACAGGCUCAGCAACAUCAGCAGCAAUGGCACUCAGGUAUGCAUUGA